UCGUAGCUGCUGCUUUCAUCUAGUCCUGGUCCAUGUAGACAAACAGAAACGCCAGACAAGGAGUCUGUUGAAUUUGGUAUGGUUAGACUUUAUAUUUUUAGUACGAAAGUGAUUCAGAGGUAGAGACGACGAAUUUUGCCGCAACGAUGUGGAUCACUCCAGAGGAGGUGUUGCUUGCUAAUGCACUUUGGGUUAGCGAAAGGGCAAAUCCCUUUUUUAUUCUUCAACGUAGAAAGGGACAUGGAAAAGGAGGUGGCAUCACUGGCCUUUUGGUUGGGACAUUGGAUGUUGUGUUAGACUCCAGUGCCCGUGUUGCUCCAUAUAGAAUCCUACACCAGACUGGAGAUUCCCAGCUUUUCUGGAGUAUUGCCUGUGGCUCAUCUCGCAAAGAGAUUACAGAGCACUGGGAGUGGCUGGAGGCUAAUUUACUGCAGACUCUAUCUACUUUUGAUAAUGAUGAUGAUAUCACCACUUUUGUGAAAGGCAAGAUCCAGGGCAUCAUUGCCGAGGAGAACAAGGGCCGCCAGACACAGGAAGAUGAGGAUUGUGGAAAGUUUCGUGAGGCGGAGCUGAAAAUGCGGAAGCUGUUCGGAAUGCCAGAAGAGGAGAAGCUGGUGAAUUACUACUCAUGCAGCUACUGGAAGGGCAGAGUGCCGCGGCAGGGCUGGCUGUACCUCUCCGUCAAUCAUCUGUGCUUCUACUCCUUCUUGCUGGGCAAAGAGGUGACGCUGGUGGUGCAGUGGACAGAUGUAACUCAGCUAGAUAAGAAUGAUACCCUGCUGUUCCCAGAGAGCAUACAUGUGAACACCAGAGACACUGAGCACUACUUCUCCAUGUUCCUCAACAUCAAUGAUACCUUUAAGCUGAUGGAGCAGCUGGCUAAUAUCGCUAUGCGGCAGCUGCUGGACAACGAGAGCUUCUCUGCUGACCACUCCCUCCCCAAGCCGUGCAAGACCCUCAGGAACGUCUCUGCACUCAAGAGGGACUUGGAUGCACGGGCAAAAAACGAACGCUAUCGAGCUCUGUUUCGCCUGACGCAAGACGAGCGUCUGGAUGGUCACACGGACUGCACUCUGUGGACGCCCUUUGCUAAGAUGCAUGUCGUCGGACAGAUGUUUGUCUCCAACAAUUAUAUUUGCUUUGCCAGCAGGGAGGAGGACCUGUGUCAACUCAUUAUACCACUCAGAGAGGUGUCAAUAGUAGAAAAAGCUGACAGCAGCAGUGUUUUGCCCAGUCCGCUGUCCAUCAGCACUAAAAAUAAGAUGACUUUCUUGUUUGCCAACCUCAAAGAUCGGGACUUCCUGGUUCAGCGAAUAUCAGACUUCCUGCAGCGCACUCCUGACAGGCUCUGUGGUCUGACUGGGCAAUCUGAAACUCCAAGCCCCAGCACCCCCCCUGCUUUGCCGCCAACCCCACCAGUGCUGGGAAUGGGAGAGCUCCCUCAGGGCCGACACUACAGCUCUAGCCUCCCUACUGCCAAAAACAGCCUGCUCCACAUCUACCAAAAGGACCUCCCCGAAGACCUGGGCCCCAAAGCGACCAAAGAGAAGAUGAAAGAAGAGUCCUGGAAUAUCCAUUUCUUUGAGUUUGGGCGAGGGGUGUGUAUGUACCGCACAUCCAAGACAAGAGACCUAGUCCUGAAAGGUAUUCCUGAGAGCCUGAGAGGAGAGCUGUGGCUGCUUUUCUCAGGUGCUCAGAAUGAAAUGGCGGCUUACCCGGGUUACUACGCAGAGCUGGUGGAGCAGGCGAUGGGUCGAUGCACGCUGGCCACAGAGGAGAUUGAACGAGACCUACAUCGCUCUAUGCCUGAGCACCAUGCCUUCCAGAACGAGAUGGGUAUCGCUGCUCUUCGACGGGUGCUUACUGCAUAUGCCGCCCGCAAUCCGGGCAUUGGCUACUGCCAGGCCAUGAAUAUAGUAACCUCUGUGCUGUUGCUCUACUGUACUGAAGAGGAGGCGUUCUGGCUGCUGGUGGCCUUGUGUGAACGGAUGUUGCCCGACUACUACAACACUAGAGUUGUAGGAGCGCUUGUCGAUCAGGGCGUAUUUGAGGAGUUGACACGCGAGUGCUUGCCUCUGCUGUAUGAGCACAUGCAGGAUCUGGGCGUGAUCUCUACCAUCUCCCUGUCGUGGUUCCUCACACUCUUCCUGUCAGUCAUGCCCUUUGACAGUGCUGUGCUACUCGUUGACUGCUUCUUCUACGAGGGCAUCAAGGUUAUCUUCCAGGUGUCUCUGGCUGUGCUGCAUGCUAACAUGGAGCAGCUGCUAGCAUGCACAGAUGAGGGAGAGGCUAUGACCAUCCUGGGAAGAUAUCUGGAUAAUGUUGUGAACAAGCAGACUGUAUCCCCGCCUAUCCCACACCUGCAUGCCCUGUUGACCAGUGGUGAUGAGCCACCUCCUGAGAUUGACAUCUUUGAGCUCAUUAAGACAUCCUAUGAGAAGUUUGGCAGUCUGCGUGCUGAUGUCAUUGAGCAGAUGAGAUUUAAGCAAAGGUUAAAGGUCAUCCAGUCUUUGGAGGACACAGCCAAGAGAAGUGUGGUAAGGGCCGUCAUGACCGAGUCAGCUUUCACCAUUGAGGAGCUGGAGGAGUUAUAUGUUCUGUUCAAGGCCAAGCACAUAAUGAGCUGUUACUGGGGUGCGAGCAGCACUGCUGCUGAGCGCCAUGACCCCAGCCUGCCUUAUCUGGAGCAGUACCGCAUUGACUGUGGCCAGUUCAGCCAACUCUUCACCACACUAGCGCCUUGGAACUGCGGCCUACACACCAUCUCACUCGCUGCCCGCCUCUUCCGUUUGCUCGACCAUAACAAGGACUCUCUCAUCAACUUCAAAGAGUUCAUCACAGGCCUCAGUGGAAUGUAUCAUGGUGAUAUGACUGAGAAACUGAAGUUGCUCUACAAAUUACAUCUGCCUCCAGCCUUAUGCCCUGAAGAAGCAGAGUCUGCACUUGAGGCCACUCAGUUCUUCACUGAUGAUGACAUGCCACAGAAUCUUGCCUCCUUGUCUCAUCUGGACUUCCUGGUUCAGGAAGUGAUCUCAGGCGAAGAAGUGAAAGAGGCGAAGGAGGCAGCUGAUGUCGGAGGAGACUCCGAAGAGAAGAAAGAAGAGAAAGUGAAGGACUAUAAAUAUUACCUGAGAAUGUGGGCUAAAGAGAAGGAACCAAAGAAGGAAACUAUCAAAGACCUGCCUAGAAUGAACCAGGAGCAGUUUAUUGAGCUGUGCAAGACGCUCUAUAAUAUGUUCAGUGAAGACCCUCUAGAGCAGGAGCUCUAUCAUGCUAUUGCUACAGUGGCCAGCUUGCUACUACGUAUUGGAGAGGUGGGCAAGAAAUUUACCAACAACGGCAGCAAGAAGUCUGACCUCCAGCCUCUGGCAGGGGAAGUGAACCCUCAGCCAGACAAAGAGGAUUCUUCUGGGGAGGCUGGGUCUGCACAGUCCCUGGUAUCGAAAGCCCUGGCAGAGGCCCAGCUUGAGACCCCACCGCAGCCAACGAAUGGCUCAGACGAGGAGGCCAAGGAUGACACGUCGAUCUCGUCGUACUCUGUCGUUAGCACUGGCUCUCUGCAAUGUGAAGAUAUUGCAGACGACACUGUUCUCAUUGGUUGCGGAGGGGGAGUGGCCGGUGCUGGAUGCGGAGGUGAUUGCAGGCGAGGCAGUGCGGUGGAUGCUGAUUGGUCGAUCUCAUUCGAGCAGGUGCUGGCAUCAUUGCUAACAGAACCGGCUUUGGUCAACUACUUUGAGAAGAAACAUGACAUCAGAAACAAGAUGGCCGUCUGUAAGACCCAGAGAGCCGUAGAGAGGCAGAUCAGUUCAUCCAGUGACCAUGAGUUAGCUCAUCUCACCUGAGCGCACACUAACGCACAGGUUUGUAAAGAUGUAGACCAAGCAUGCAUGUCUCUUGAAUGUUUGUUCAAGGCUCAAUUACUGUGUACAGAGAUUUUACUCAUGACCUAGUCCAUUAAUGGUCACACUCCAUUCAUUGCCUUCUCACCAUUAAUGGUCACACUCAUUCAUUGCCUUCGCACCAUAAGUGAGUAUCUACGUUGGCACAUUUUGCUCUUUUAGUCUUUGUCCUCCCAGGUUGAAUUGUGAGCAUCGUUUGCCUACUGUUUGCCUUAGUGGUCUGCUAAGCUGCUGCACCUGGGUUUCACACAGGCUAACAUUUAUAUUGUUUUGGCUUUACCAACAAUGAGGUCAGUAUUGGUUAAUAGAGUUGACCAUUGGAACAGAUUACAGCAUGUAAUCGUAAAUUCUAUAUAGAUGUUUCAGUUUUGUGUCAAAUCCAACACUUGAAAUAAUUAGCCAUAAAAUAAGCAUGCGGCAUUUUACCAAGACUCUGUUGUUCAAUUCCAAGUUUUUGAUUUGAAUGUUAAGAAUGGUUGAUUAUAUUCCAUAUUAUGUUCCAAGUUUCAAUUUGUCCUGUUCACAUAUUGUCCCCUAUUCAGGCAGCAUGUUUUAUGAGCAUUCUUUGAGAAAAUGGUGUUUGAACUACAAUUCCUACAAACCCUGUUUCUUUUUUUGACUGAAGCAACACUUUCAGCUUUGUCUGAGGGUCUUCAAUUUGUGUCCCCUUGUCACAUGUGGGUAUUGAUGGCGAGAGAUGACAUGAUGCUUUGCAUUCUUUUAAUUAUUGUUCAUUGUAAUUAAAUCUUUUGUUAGAAGUUCAGUACCCAGCAGCGUGAAUAGAAUCCUUCAGAUUUCACAGACUAGCUUUUAUUUAAUUUUAAAUAUUUGUUGCAUAUAGGUUCUUUUUAUCUGUAAUAUUUUCACAACACUAGCACAUUAGGCAAAUUCAAUCACAAAGCUAUUAUUUAAACAAGUAUGAUGAUUUUGCUAAUUACAAUUGCAAAAAUUCACUACUGUAUUGCCUACAUAUUAGCAAGUUAGAACUUGCCAGUUGGCCAAGCAGAACAAAUCAGGUUCAGUUCCCUGUUUCUCAGCCGCUUGUCCUGAUGGACUUUGGCGAUUUUCUAACUAACUUGACUGACACAGUAUCCUAGACACUUUAUCAUUGCAAUUACUAAUUACCAAAUUUAAAGUAUAUGUAACAUCUGUGUUAAGCACUUGAUAUAGUUUUCAUAAGCUGUUAAUAGAUGGCUAUUUUCUUAUGAAAUUAUUUUAUUGUUUAUAUAUAAAGAUGUUUUUCACUCACAUUUGCGCAAUUCUUUACUUUUUUUUCAUCCAGUAGUUGAUCUUUUAUUUACCUUUGUAUUAUAUAAAUAGCUUUAAGAAAGGCCUCACUGCAAGUCAAACAGGUGUUUUAAAUGCCCCCAAAUGUAGGCCUUACUUUACAGCCCUUAACCUGAUGAAGCCUGAUUUGAGGCCAACAGUGGCUACUGUUUUCCAAUGUCCUCUUCUCAUAUUGACAUUCCUGAUGUAGGCUUCUGCUACAAUUCAUAUUUGAAUCAAACAUUACCAGUCUGAACAUGUGAACAGUCUGUGCACCUACAAGUCAAGUCACCUGGCACUUCACUCCACUGAAAUGUAGCAUCUCUCUCCCUAGCCUAAGUGGUAUGGCUUGUCAAUGGAAAUAAUUGCAAGCGUCAUGUUUUGCAAUGAUGUUUGGACCUAUUUCAAGUUGGAGUUGAGUAGAUUUUUAUUCGCUCUAAUAAGAAGUCAUCCUAGUUUCCAGAUUGCUGCAUAGCUCAGAGCUCUAAUAUCUACCUUCUUGUUUAGCCCUACUGUAUAUCCAGUCCCUCAGGUAUUGCCUGCUGAUGAGUUGAGCUACUGGCAAAAAUAUUUAUUCUAGAUAAAGCUUUCUAAGACAGGAUGGACUAUGGAGGAGUUGAGAGUCUGAAAAAAGCAGUAGUUAAAUUAUGGUCCAUUGGAGAGGGUUUGGGCAAAUUGAGUUUUUAAAAAAAGCCUGCCAUAUACUACAUAGUAAUAUUCUGUAUAUAUUCAAUCCAUGGGUUCGCUAAGCAUGUGUAAAUGUGCAGUGUAACCAGAUCCAUACUAUUAGGCACCACUGCGUCCCAUCUCGUGCCUGUGGCCUGUAGUGUAAAUAGUUUUCACCAAACCUUGGUGAGUGAAUGCUACUUUCUUUCCAUGCUGCUCUGUGAAAAGUAAUCAGCUAAAUGGCGUAAUGUACAAACUAACAUGUUUACUUCCUCCUGAAUUUCACAAAAAUGUUUUAAGUUUGUCUCAGUGAAAAACUAUAGUUCUCCUAGUAUACUUAUGGUAUUUAAUGCACAUACUGGUUAUUUACUCAUAGUAAAGUCUGUUUUUAAAAAUUGUCAUUGAACUGUGCUGUAUUAUACUGUGUAAUAAAUGAUGUAUAAGCAAA
This is a messenger RNA of Electrophorus electricus (electric eel), 6279 nucleotides long. RefSeq names its product TBC1 domain family member 9b (gene tbc1d9b). NCBI's taxonomy places the organism in Eukaryota, Metazoa, Chordata, Actinopteri, Gymnotiformes, Gymnotidae. Gene Ontology annotation, molecular function: calcium ion binding. The record is from RefSeq and is a predicted model, not a curated record.